CGCGGUCGCCAUGUUGUUCCCUCCUCCCAGGACAGGGUAGCUGGAGCUGGAGCCUGAGCGGACCUGCGCCGCCCCCUCCGCCUCCCGCGCUCGCUGGAUCACCGACCCUCGCUGCGUCUUCUCUGCAGCCCGCCGAACCGGAGCAAAGCUUGCGGGCGACCUCCGUGUGGCCGUCAGAUAAUGAUGCUAAAACUGAAUUAGUAAGGUAAGAUCCGAAGCCAAAGCUCAUAACCUUAGUAAUGGCAGGAAAAUCAUCACUUUUAAAAGUAAUUCUCCUUGGAGAUGGUGGAGUUGGGAAGAGUUCUCUUAUGAACAGAUAUGUAACUAAUAAGUUUGAUGCCCAGCUCUUCCAUACAAUAGGUGUGGAAUUUUUAAAUAAAGAUUUGGAGGUGGAUGGACAUUUUGUCACCAUGCAGAUUUGGGACACGGCUGGUCAAGAGCGGUUCCGAAGCCUGAGGACGCCCUUCUACAGAGGCUCUGACUGUUGCCUGCUCACUUUUAGUGUUGACGACUCACAGAGUUUCCAGAACUUGAGUAACUGGAAGAAAGAAUUCAUAUAUUAUGCAGAUGUGAAAGAGCCUGAAAGCUUUCCUUUUGUGAUUUUGGGCAACAAGGUCGACAUAAGCGAAAGGCAGGUGUCCACAGAAGAAGCUCAAGCUUGGUGCAGGGACAACGGUGACUAUCCUUACUUUGAGACAAGUGCGAAAGAUGCCACCAAUGUUGCAGCGGCCUUUGAAGAAGCAGUUCGAAAAGUUCUUGCCACUGAGGAUAGGUCCGAUCACUUGAUUCAGACAGACACUGUGAAUCUUCAUCGCAAGCCCAAGCCUAGCUCAUCCUGCUGUUGAUCCCUAAGCAGAUGGUGGGUGCAGUUUGCCCAACUCACACCUACACACAUGGUGAGCAUGAGGGUGGAGAAGACCUGUAGGGUUUGCAGCACUGUGUCGUGUACUAAUAAAAUUAAUGUACGUCACUGCUUCAUUAGUUGGGAGAAGGGACACAUCCACUCUGGAGCAAUCCAUUUACCCAGUAAUGGCACCUUGCCUUUCUAAAUUGUAACAGUUGUCUAACAAAUGUCUCUUUAAAUAUGUACGUUAGAGCUAAUGAAAUGACCAAGACUUUAAUUA
Octodon degus (degu) is the source of this 1124-nucleotide messenger RNA. It is a transcript of the gene Rab9a, whose product is annotated as RAB9A, member RAS oncogene family. Gene Ontology annotation, biological process: retrograde transport, endosome to Golgi; Rab protein signal transduction. Gene Ontology annotation, cellular component: late endosome; phagocytic vesicle; lysosome. The coding region runs from base 240 to 845 and encodes 201 amino acids. Gene Ontology annotation, molecular function: GTP binding; GTPase activity. NCBI's taxonomy places the organism in Eukaryota, Metazoa, Chordata, Mammalia, Rodentia, Octodontidae. The record is from RefSeq and is a predicted model, not a curated record. The transcript is spliced from 3 exons.